GCCUGCUGCAGGCUGCAUCCUCCCGGCAGCGAUUCCUAUCCUAACCUGAGCCACCUGAGGCGAGACCCUGUCCUGAGCCAGCGGAGAAACGAGGAUCUCUAAUUACCCUCACUUGGAUAGAAACACGGGGUUUGCUUUUUAGAGAUGGAGGCGAUGGGUGCAGAAAACAAUAAUAAUGACGACCUGCUAAUGUGCUAUUUAGCAACCUUGGAGCUGACAAGAAUGUUUGCUUUAAAACUGCCUCAAUUCAGGCUGACUUCUAUGUGUUUGGGGUCAUCUCUCUAUGGAUGUACGCAGACCUUUCCUGCCGGCCCUAAGGCAGCCCCAGCUCCCAGGGCCUCAAGAGGCUUUUAAUCCCCUUGGGCCGGCUCGGGGCUGCCCCGACACCGCCGCGCCGGGGCAGGCGGCUGCGGGCCCGGCCCCGAGGCCGCGGCAGCGGUUCCCGGCGGGGCCCUUUCCCCGCAGCACCGCCCGCCUCCGCUGCUCAGAAAUGGCCCUUGCUCUGUGGAAGAACUUACUUCAGACUACAAAGAAAAGGAUACUACAACAGAGGUCACUGUAUAAUGCUGCUCAUGGGUAUGAGGAAGAACUGAUAAAAAAGAAACUUCAGCAGUUUUCUGGUGGAUCCAUCAACCUUUCCAAAGAAGACAAUGGCAUUGGAAUACUUACUUUGAAUAACCCAAAGCUAAUGAAUGCCUUUACAGGUACUAUGAUGAUAGAACUCCAGGAGAGGGUAGCUGAACUGGAAAACUGGAAGGAUGGCAAAGGUCUUAUAAUCCAUGGUGCAGGAAACACUUUUUGCUCAGGAUCUGAUUUGAAUGCUGUCAAAGAAAUAUCCAACUCCCAGGAUGGGAUGAAUAUGUGCAUGUUUAUGCAGAACACCUUAACCAGACUUAUGAGGUUGCCUUUGAUCAGUGUUGCACUAGUUCAAGGAAAGGCUUUUGGAGGAGGAGCAGAACUUACCACAGCAUGUGAUUUCAGGUUGAUGACGCCUGGAAGUGAAAUUCGGUUCGUCCACAAGCACAUGGGCCUGGUGCCAGGCUGGGGAGGAGCUGCCCGGCUGGUGCGGAUGGUGGGCAGCGGGGCAGCCCUGCAGCUGCUGGGCGGGGCUGUGCGGGUGGACCCCGAGAGAGCGCUGAGCAUGGGGCUCGCCCAGGACACGCUGCGCUCCUCAGACCAAAGCGCAGCCUUGGCAGAGGCCCGGGCCUGGCUGGGACAGUACACAGAGGGUCCGGCCGCUGUGAUUCGGGCUGUGAAAAAGGUGGUGACAGCAGGGAGAGAGCUCCCGCUGGAAGCUGCCCUAAGGACAGAGAAGGACAUUUUUGGAACUGUAUGGGGUGGGCCUGCCAAUUUGCAGGCAUUGGUUAGAAGACCGAAACAUAAAUGAUGGUUUAUGUGUGGGAAAUGGGCUUGACCUUUUUUGCAAACAAAGCUUUCAGUAAAGCAGCCAUUAAACUGAAUCGUUUAAGGACUUGUCCAUUUAAAAUGGCAUUAAUAUUCCUGCCAUUUAUGUCAGGCAGGAAUAUUUGGUGUGCAACCACAGAGAAAUCCCGGGGAGAUUCUCUACUGUCCUAAUCACCCACUGAAUCGAGAUUAGUGAAAUUAGUAUGUAAAGGUAAAUACUGUACUGAAAAUAGGACUAUAAUUCAUUUGGAAUGAGGAUGAAGAUUA
This is a messenger RNA of Prinia subflava (tawny-flanked prinia), 1671 nucleotides long. RefSeq names its product ethylmalonyl-CoA decarboxylase 1 (gene ECHDC1). The transcript is spliced from 6 exons. Bases 284 to 1387 code for a protein of 367 amino acids. The record is from RefSeq and is a predicted model, not a curated record. Lineage: Eukaryota; Metazoa; Chordata; Aves; Passeriformes; Cisticolidae. Gene Ontology annotation, biological process: fatty acid beta-oxidation. Gene Ontology annotation, molecular function: catalytic activity. Gene Ontology annotation, cellular component: cytosol.